This is a messenger RNA of Cavia porcellus (domestic guinea pig), 427 nucleotides long. RefSeq names its product keratin-associated protein 20-2-like. The transcript has a single exon. Lineage: Eukaryota; Metazoa; Chordata; Mammalia; Rodentia; Caviidae. Bases 40 to 207 code for a protein of 55 amino acids. The record is from RefSeq and is a predicted model, not a curated record.
AUUUCCAGAUCCUCUACAGAACCGCCCACUGCUGACACCAUGUGCUACUACGGCAGCUACUAUGGUGGCCUGGGCUACGGCUAUGGUGGCCUGGGCUGUGGCUAUGGCUGUGGCUGUGGCUAUGGCUCUGGAGGCUACGGCAGGUAUGGUUAUGGCUGUUGCCGCCCCCUGUGCUGUAGAAGAUACUGGUCCUAUGGCUUCUACUGAAGAAUUCUCACAGUUUCUUAGCCUGUAGGCUAUAACUUCUGUUUUCCUGGAAUUAUUCCAAAUUUUCUUCACAUGAAAAACUUGUAUGUCCUCAGAAACACCAACUAAACACAACAUUAUCUUAAAAAAAUUAAAUUCAGUAAGGCAUUUAUACUCAAUAUCAUUUUGGUUAUGUGAUAGGUAUAGAAACAUGUAUGUAUUAUUUUUAUGCCUUAUAAGA